Anopheles cruzii is the source of this 884-nucleotide messenger RNA. Its product is annotated as angiopoietin-related protein 1-like. Bases 26 to 877 code for a protein of 283 amino acids. The transcript has a single exon. The record is from RefSeq and is a predicted model, not a curated record. Lineage: Eukaryota; Metazoa; Arthropoda; Insecta; Diptera; Culicidae.
GUGUGGUGAAUUGUGUUUCGUGAACAUGGUACCGUUAGCAGGAAUAAUAUUUUUGUGCAUCGCAGCCGGUGUGAGAUGUACUGAUACGAACUCAAAUUCUACAAACUUCUCUGGGUUUGCAUUCGAGGUACUGAUGGCAAAGGUAAACCACAUGCAGCGCUUGUUCGUGGAACAUCAGCUUGAACUGAGCGAGCAGCAAGUUGACACCAACAACAGUUUGAAUACAAUGCGUGAAGCAAUACUCGAUCUGCAGUUCUACAUGCCGCUCCGAUCGUGUAAAGAAGUUCCACAGAAUGUUUCCGGAGUAUAUUCUAUUCGGUUGGACUUUGAAAGUAGCCCUUUCAAAGUGUACUGCGAGCAGACCAAGUUUGGUGGAGGCUGGUUGGUGAUACACAACGAAAUCUUUGGAUCGCUGGACUUCAAUCGCAACUGGACCGAGUAUCGGGACGGUUUUGGUGACAUUGGGCAAGAGUUUUGGAUCGGACUGGAACGACUACAUCAGCUGACAUCGAGGCGGCCCUACGAACUGAUGAUUGAGAGGGCAACCCGCAACGACGGGUAUACAUAUGGACGAUACGCAGCAUUCGAGAUCGGCAGUGAAACUGAACAAUACCAACUGAAAACCAUUGGAGCGUACAGCGGACCGGCAGAUGAUCUCUUAACACGCCUCACAGAUAUGGAAUUCUCAACGUACGAUCGUGAUAAUGACAAAAAUUUUCGACUUAAUUGCGCUGAAACUUAUCGAUUAGGUUGGUGGUUCAAUAGCUGUUGGGACAGGAGCCAACGGAACGUGAACUUCUUCCGCAUGGCUUCGUCCCGCACGGACUACUAUCCAAUGUUUACCUAUGCAAGAAUGAUGAUAAGACCAAUAAAAUAAUUGCUUC